This is a messenger RNA of Galeopterus variegatus (Sunda flying lemur), 2133 nucleotides long. RefSeq lists its product as uncharacterized. The transcript is spliced from 2 exons. The record is from RefSeq and is a predicted model, not a curated record. Lineage: Eukaryota; Metazoa; Chordata; Mammalia; Dermoptera; Cynocephalidae. Gene Ontology annotation, biological process: virion assembly.
AUGUUCCAACUUGGGUGGCCCACUGAAGGUUCUUUUUCCCUGCCACUGAUCGUGGCAGUCAAGAGCAGGAUUUUUAAUUCUUCCUCUAACGGGCAUCCUGACCAGGUCCCAUAUAUUGUUGUGUGGGAAAACUUGGUCAUAGACCCACCUUCAUGGGUUAGGCCCUUCCUCCCAUCAACAGGUACAACAACCGUGUUAGCCCUCAAAGAAGACAAAGAAAAACCUCCUGUACUGCAGGAUGCAAAUCCAGAUCUUCUCCUCUUAGAUCCCCCUCCUCCUUACCCCCCAGCUCUUCAUCCACAGGCCGUGCAGCCGUCAGCCCCAACAGUGGAGGUGCAGAGUUCCGGACCAGCCCGAGGGACCCGCAGUUGGCGGGCAAGCUCACCAGAUGCUGUCCCCACAUUUCCUCUUAGGGCAUACGGCCCCCCAGAUGAGGAUGGCAACCAGCCCCUGCAGUACUGGCCUUUCUUCUCCUCUGAUCUUUAUAAUUGGAAAUCUCAAAACCCCCCUUUCUCUGAACACCCCCAAGGACUCACUAACCUUGUAGAAUCCCUCCUUUUCACCCAUCAGCCCACAUGGGAUGAUUGUCAACAGCUUCUCCAGGUUUUGUUCACUACAGAAGAGAGACAGAGGAUCCUCCUAGAGAGCAGAAAACAUGUUCCAGGACCUGACAGCAGGCCCACCCUCCUCCCUGAUGUCAUCGAGGCUGGGUUCCCUCUAACUCAGCCUCGCUGGGACUUCAACUCGGCAGAAGGUAGGGAGCACCUAAAAGUUUACUGCCAGGCUCUAAUGGCAGGUCUCCGUGGGGCAGCUAAGCACCCCACCAAUUUGGCUAAGGUAAGGGAAGUGACCCAAGAACCCAAUGAGUCUCCGUCAGCAUUUUUGGAAAGACUCAUAGAGGCAUUCCGCUGGUUUACUCCCUAUGAUUCUAGCAGUGAAAAACACAAGGCUACAGUAACAGUUGCCUUCAUUGAUCAGUCCUGUAAAGACAUUAAGAAAAAGUUACAAAAGCUAAAAGGCUUACAAGAUAAGACCCUGAGGGAAAUAGUACAGAUAGCUGAGAAAGUUUUCACAAAAUUCUGGCCACUCUGGAGGGCCCCUCUUCCCCCAAAAAAAUCAUGGGUACAAGGGGCCACUGGAAAUAAACAAUAUUCAUGGACUACCCGAAGAACAGUGGAUCUUGGCAUGGGCCGGGUAUCCCACUCGUUCAUUGUCAUUCCAGAGUGCCCUUACCCACUGUUAGAAAGAGAUCUCCUAACCAAAAUGGGCGCCCAAAUCCAUUUCAGCCCUGAGGGAUCUCAGGUGUUAAAUCAACAGGGAAAGCCUUACCAGGUAUUAACUCUAAGAUUAGAAGAUGAAUACCAGUUGUUUAAACAGCAAAAACAAAAGACUGAACAAAUGGACUGGUGGUUGAGCCAAUAUCCACAGGCAUGGGCUGAGACGGCAGGAAUUGGGAAGGCUAAAAACAGACCCCCUGUCUACAUAGAACUAAAAGCUCAAGCCAGUCCCAUAGCAGUCCGGGAGUACCCAAUGUCCCGGGAGGCACGAGAAGGCAUCAAGCCCCACAUCAUGCGCUUGCUCCAGCUGGGGGUCUUGCGGAAGUGCCAAUCUGCUUAGAACACUCCCUUGUUGCCGGUCCAUAAGCCUGGUUCAAAUGACUACCGGCCAGUCCAAGAUCUCCGAGAGGUAAAUAAUCGUGUGGCCGAUCUCCAUGCCACCGUUGCUAAUCCUUACAAUCUCUUAAGUUCAUUACCUCCAGAAAGGACCUGGUACACAGUACUAGACCUCGAAGAUGCAUUUUUCUGCUUGCUGUUGGCUCCAAAAAGUCAAGAUUGCUUCGCUUUUAAGUGGAGAAACACCGAGGCAGGUCUGACUGGGCAACUCACCUGGACCCAUUUGCCUCAAGGAUUCAAAAAUUCUCCUACUAUAUUUGAUGAGGCCCUCCACCAGGACCUAGCCAUGUUCCGGUCCUCCAGCCCCCAGGUAACUCUGUUACAGUAUGUAGAUGACCUCCUCCUAGCAGCAGCCAACAAAAAUCUAUGCCUGGAAGGGACGAAGCGCUCCUUACAGAGCUGGGGGAGCUGGGCUACUGAGCCUCGCCAAGAAGGCCCAGAUCUGCAAACAACAGUUUAG